CCCCAAAACUUGAUCAAAAUGAACUAAAAGGUGAUAUUCGGAAUCAGCACACUUUCUUCUAUCAGAAUAUGUAUGUUUCGAAUCCAAAUAAGAACCUGAGUAAACUUUGAAUUACGCGCGCCUUACUUUUCAGAAAAGUAAUACAAAAGAUUUUUUUCAAAAAUAUAUUCAAAGGAUUUCCUAACGUGUUUUUGGAUGAAUAGUGAGGUAUUUAUAAGAACGAAGGUUUUUUGAGGAGUUUCUGGAUUAUGGCUUCAAGGUACUAUCAGCGAUCAUUUAUAACUCAAGUCUAAUUAAAAUAUCUAUGAAGUAUUUCCUUGUUGAAGUUCUAUGCUCUAAAGUAAGGAAUAAUGCCGAAGUAUACCCCAAUAUACAUAAAAAGGACGACUUUUUAGGGGAUUAGCAACAACAGGUAUAUCGUGUUUCAUAGAUCGUGUUCGUGAAAAUUUUUUGAUUUCAUCACGAGAGUAACAUUUCGAUGUACAGUGGGUAACAAACUUAUUGGCCCACCUUGCACAUUUCUUUUAUUAGAGAGGAAAGCUGCUGGAAAUUUUUUGAUUUCAUCGCGAGAUAGCCCUUAGUUUGUUGUAUAUUUUCUGUAAAAUUCAGGUUCUUAUGCGUCGAUUUUUGGGAAUUUUUCUCGUGAAAAUAACCGAAUUUUUAACGCUAGAAAGCGAGUGUCAAGUGUGUAGUUAACUUCUGUAUUAUCUGGUCCCAUUUUUAUUUUUUCAUGAAUUAUUUUGGGAUACAUAUCGUUUGAUAGAGCGUUGUUUGCGGUACAAAGUGGACUAUUUUUUAUUUGAAACAGGCUCCGGAAGUACCUCGAAAGAGAGAUUUUUCUAGAAGGCACUUAAUUUUCAGAGCAUGUGUCUGGUAAACGCGCUUUUCUCUAUUCGGCUCGGCCAAGAGUGACGGGAUGACAUUUUUUCGUCUUUCGCUACCUCUAUUUGCCAAACCACGCAAUAGUUUAGGUUGAAAAUGUGUUUGCUAAUGUAAGUCUACUAGUUCUCUCAGCUCUGAUAAUUCCGGCUUAAUUGAUUGCAUUGAUCAAAAGUUAGAGCACUCUGUUCGAAUAUUAACUUGUUAAUGUUUUCUUUUACAAAAUUGUGUAAAAUUGACAUUUAGAAUAUGUGAACUGUAUCAAUUGGGAAAGUUUAUUUUUAAAACUUAUGGUUUUAUAACUCAACAGCAAGCAUUAUUAUUCAUUCAGGAUUUGAAACUUGGUCAUUAUAUGAAAAUUGCUCCACGUGUUUUGUUUACCUCUCAGAUUAUUGCUACUGUAAUCAGUUGUUUUCUCGGUUAUAUAGUGUCUAUUUAUUUAAUGAAUCAUAUUCAAAAUAUUUGUGCGACAGACAAUUUAGACUAGGGUUGUCCAGACAUACGUACGUCGUUUUCAGCUUCGCUUAUUUGGGGUGUUGUUGGCCCCUCUCGAAUGUUUAUCCAUGUGAAAAAAUUCCCACAUACGAUAUGGCUUAUGUAUCAUCAUCUGCUCUAGAUUGCGGUGUGACAUUUAGUGCUCUGGUCAUCUUUGUAGCAUUACAAAAUCAAAAUAUUUCAUUUCCAUCAUGGUGGGGAACCGGUGGUGUUUAUCAUGAUGGAUGUCCAUUAUCGCAGGCGACUUUUAAUGAUUCUUUUCCGUAA
Molecule: messenger RNA, 1641 nt
Organism: Didymodactylos carnosus
Lineage: Eukaryota; Metazoa; Rotifera; Eurotatoria; Philodinida; Philodinidae
Source: the annotation of a GenBank genome assembly